AUGGACGCCGCUGGUGCUGCAGACGCCCAAGCAUUUCGCUACCUCUCUGCGGAGUUUAGCCAACAAGGAUGGCCUGAGGAAGUGUGGCAGAGGAACUGGAAUGGACAGCCGCCGACAUGGGGACCACAGAUCCCUACCUACGGGGGGCCUUCCCUCAACUACAUGACCCAAGACGGGGCGGCGACUUCAUCACAGUUCCCGGGGCAGCCGCACGGGGGCGACCAGUCUGGGGGUCAGGCUGGCCAAGCAGAGCCAUCGCAGUUUUUUCCAGCCGGUGUUCCUGGAGGCUUAGAUCCACCAGGCUCACCUUUUGAUCCGUGGCGAGAUGCGGCUCGACAACUCAUCGCGGCCGCGACCCAAGGCACUGGGCCGCCUCCGGCUACAGCGACAUCGUCCGGCGGCGGCGUAGGACUCGGGAACGUCAUUGAUGGCGGCUCCGGGUCGGCUGCCGCGCUGAGGUCACCGGGCUUGAUGCGCCCAGAGGAUACGGAGCGCCUGCUCAUCUACCCGCAGGACUAUUUGUUCCUCCACAUGCACCUCCAUUACCAGGUUACGGGGUUCCUGCCGGAGCAGUUCCCCCUCUUCCAGGAGCUGCAGUACCUCCGGGAGGACAUCAUGGAGCCGCCGGAGUUCUACCUGACCGAGGGGGACUUUUCCGAUCCUCCGGCGUGGCCUGGAUGGACCUACCGCAAGCAGUGGGAGGUGGCCCUGAGGCGAUGGGACAAACAGACGGAUGUCCCGGUGUUCAGGCGUGCCGAGAAGAUCCUGCGAAGCCUUGGAUGGGAGAUGCAGGUUGACUUCGAGCAUCUCACAGAGGACGCAUUGACCGCCCCCGGAUACUUGGAUCUCAUUCUUGGGGUUAUGAGCAUGAAGGCCGGAGUGCGGGACGAUGACGAGAAGCGCCAGACAUUUCGCAACGUCAUCCACGGCAGCACCCGGCGCAAGGAUGAGACCCUCGGACAGUUCGCCAAUCGGAGGAUCAGAGACUUCACGAAAGCGGCGAGCUACGGGAUCCUCCUCCCCGACGAGUUCAAGGUUGCCUUACUACGCGAGGGCGCCGGCUUGAGCGACCAGAACCUCCAGAAUCUGACGGUGAUGACCCAAGGUCGAGAGGCGGACGUGGAUCAUUUGGCCGCUACCCUGGCUCGACUGGACGUUCGGGGAGAUCGAUUGUCUGGGGCAGUAUUCCACGAGGCGCCAGAGGACGACUCCUACCUCGCCCAGGAGGACGAGGACGAUGAGGAGGCCGAGGGCAGUGAUGACGAGUCCCUGCCGGAUGACCUCGUUCUAGCCGAGCUCGAGGACCUCUCGUUCACCGAGGAGCAGGCCAAGAUGGUUUUCGCCAUGAUGGAGAGUCGUGCCCCGAGGAAGAGAAGGACGUGGAAGGAGAACAAGCUCUUCAAGGCUGAGGCGAGGAAGGACCGGAGGUCGUUUCAGAAAGGGUUUCAUCACCCUCCGGGUGGCCGGUCAGGCGCAGGACACUCUGGAAGCGGACCGCGACCUGGCCAUCGCGGUGAUCGGCCGCGUCGGUCCAUCGCCGAGCUGAAGCGCAUGUCCACCUGCAGGCUUUGCGGAAAGAAAGGCCACUGGGCGGAGGACUGCGACGGGUCCAGGCCAACCGGAAGUGCCGAUCCUCCCAAGGCUUCUGGCUUCUGCUACCUGGGGCCAGCCGAUGGGGGUCGUAGUCUCUUCUCGGGGAUCAGCAUGUCCGAGCUGGGCGGGAUUAUGCAGGCCGCCAAGCAGAUCUUCCCGAGGCAGCCCAUCGCCGACUCCAUGAGCUUCUUGACUCUGGAGAGCGGAACCGCGAUUUUAGACAUAGGAGCAACACAAGAUUUGAUUGGAGCUCCGGCUCUUGAGUCCUUGGACAAGGCCCUGAAGGCUUCAGGCCUCCGAUACAUCGAGGUCCCAGCCCCAGAGGGGGCGCCGACUGGGAUAGGCGGUGCCGCCCGCGUCACCAAGGCUGUCCUUGUGCCGAUUUCACCCGGCGGCAUUCCGGGCAUCGUGCAUUUUGUUGUCAUAGAGGGCAAUGUACCACCACUUCUCUCAGUAGGACUACUCGAGUACUUGGGCGCGUCCUUCAGCUUGGUGAACGAUCAGGUCACCUUUGAGAAAAUUGGGGUGACUCGCAAGAUGACUCGCGAGCCCUCCGGACAUAGGACAAUCCCACUCGUGGAGUGGCCAGGUGGCUUCUUUCCGAUCCCUACAGAGGUUCGAGAGAAGUACAAGCUUCCCAAGGGAAUGUGCUGUCCAGUCGAUUGGUGUAUCUCGGAGAUCAGAGAGCAGAUCGUGCUGAUGCGAGUGUUCUUCUUGAAGCUGUCUGUCAUGAACAUGCAUGCAGUGAAUAUGAGCCCAAACCCGCUGAACACCCACAUGAGCCCGAACCCAACCGGAGUGUUGCUCAACAUUCGCGUGAUCCAGAAGCUCUUGAUCCUCAAGAUCAGAUGCACUCCAAUUCGAACGAGGCCCUCCCAGGUGGAUCCUCCUCCGCGCGACAUGGAACGCACCCGUGCCGAGCUGACGCUGCAGCGGUGGCGAGCGCUCGUGAACCGCACCUUCUUUCUGUUGGAGACGACGAGGAUGGUCUACGUGCGGCUCAUCAUGGCGGAGCGAGGACAGAAGGCCGUGACGACCGACAAGAAAAAGUACCUGGAGGCAGACAAUCAAGUUCCUGGGCGAUGCCUCCAUGCCGGCAGACACAUCAAUCGGGGAAAUCAAUACGCGAGCUGGCAGGUCUGCGCCAACUGCAAUGCUCGCCUGAACUAUGCUUCCCGCAACAGGAUGAAGGCGAAGCCCAAGGCAAAGGCCACGGCGACCAAUCCUGGAUACUCUGCCGGGAUGCCAGGGAGCAGCUCGGGGCUUGCGGUCAACUUGGCGGAGAACCGCGACUCUUCCCGUGCCCGCCAGAGCAAGAUGACUCAAGGACCAAUGGCUCCCGAGGGGAGCCCGGAAGUGGCGUCGGCCCUGCAGAUGAUGGCGUUGGGAUUUCGCGAGAUGAAUGCCACCAUGGCCGAGCUCACCCGUGGACAGAACCGCAUGAUCAUGAUGAUGGCGGCUGCCCAGAACCCCGUCCAGAACUUCACGGAGAUGACGAUGGAGGAGAUCAGGACCGCGGCCGUGCAGGCCGCCGCCGUCCCAAUGGAAGUGAGCGGGGACGAAGGGACGAGCGACCAGAGCUGGUCCCCGGUAUCGCCAGACGCCGGGUCGACCUCCUUCCCGGCCGAGGGCACUACGGAGUGGACCAUGGACGAGCAGAUGCACUUCGCCUUCUUCCACCACGACCCGCGGUUCGGCAUCAUUGGCAUAAACGAGCAUGGCAACCCGUCCGAAGUCGGCCCCUUCUGGCACUUUAUGUCCGAGACCCUCCUCGACCUCCUUGAGACCCAAGCGACCGAGAACGACAAGCUGAUCUACCCUCAGGACAAGUUCGAGGAGGCGACCCGGAACCUUCAGCACCUCAGCCGUGGCCGGCACCGAGAACUACAGCAACACCGGACUGACGUCCUCGAGGUUUUCGCUUCCGGGAUGCUAUCUACCUUAGCACGGCAAAGCGGCAUGCAAGUUGCUGAGGGAAGCCAGGAAUUUACCAGCCAGACCGGCUGGACCGGACUGCCCAAGUCCGAACGACAGCGACUACGUCAGGCGUUGGAGAUGUGCCGGCCUCGGUUGGCACGUAUCGUGGUUCCAGCCGGGGAUGCGACUACAAGGGCACGGGCCGGCCAUGCAGUGCAAGCAGCACUCGCCUGGGAGGUGGCACUUCGUCAAAGAGAAGAGGGGCGCCACUUCGUUGUCGAGGCUCAUCACCUCAGUCCGACCUGGAGUUCUUCGAUGGGCCAGCGAGCACGGGAGGACCCGGAGAACUGCGUCUUGAUGACUCAGUCUGGCGACUUGGUUCUCACGAAUGACCUGGACCUGGGGGCCCGUCUUGUCGAGAACGGGUACCUGGAGCACACGAAGGACCGGCAAGCGAACGGCCAUGCCAGUCUUCUCCCAACACCAAUCCACAGCGAGGUCCUGCUUACCUCAACCUCCUCGACUACAAGUGAGAAGUUCCAGGAAGUGGAGAUGGAGGCUCGUCGGCUUCUCAGGGAUAUGGACUUUACUCAUCGCGGGUGUCUCCGGCUACUUCGGGGCGUUCCUUGGGACGAGCUGCCGAUUGGGAGGCGUCGACACGCCAAGGGCUUGAGUCGGGAGAGACGACAGACGGUCACCUUCGGCCAGUUCACCCACGGUGGGAUGACGGGAGUCACUCGAGCGACGCGACUUCUUCCGUGGGUGUGCCGCUACGUCAACAACUAUCUCACACGACACGGCGGCCUCUCUGGGAGAUCCUCUAUCACCAUCGGGAUCAACAGCCACAUCUCCUACCACAAGGACGUCAACAACAUCGGCGAGACCGACACCAUCGCCAUCGGCAAAUUCACUGGUGGCCAGUUGUGGGUGGAGCAGAGCGGAGGCUCAGUGCAGAGGCAAGUCCGACCAGGAACCUGGAAGGCCGGAAGCCUUAAAGCGACCCACCACAAGGUGACUACAUUUUCUGGUCGGGACUUCCACGGCGUCGAGCCCUACACCGGGGAGAGAUGGAGCAUCAGCGGAUACCGCACCCGAACCUCAUCCGUCCUAGCCGCGGGCGACCAGGCCGUUUUGGGUCAGCUUGGAUUCAAUCUUCACGGAUAUGAGCGCGACCCGCAGAUCCUCUGGAGCCAAGAGUCCGUCUUCUUUGAGGCAGUCCGGGAGCACGGCCGAAACCACAACUUCCCGGAGCGGGCCUCCUUCCCCGAGGUCGUGGAGAUCAGCGAGGACGAGGAGGAGCCCGUGGCCGGAGAGCGAGGUGUUCCGGAGAGGGCCGAUCCCGCAGAAGCCCCUCAGACCAUGACAGCCGAGCAGAAACGGCUUGUCCGAAAGAUUCACAUCAAUACAGGACACCCCCCCAUGGCGCGACUGUUACGGACACUUCGAGCCGCCGGAGCCCUUCCGCAUGUUUUGGAAUACGUCAAGAAUGAAUUUCAAUGCGAUGACUGCGGAAUCAAAAAGCAGGCGGACGCAAGGAGGCGCGCUCAGUGCCCACGUGUGUUUUCCUUUAACCGGGUGCUCUCCGUCGACAUCAUGUACGUCAAGUUCAACGGAACGCAGGUCCCGAUCCUUAACAUGGUCUGUACCGGGACUAAUUACCACGUGGCGGUUCGGAUUCUCGGGGCUUCCGGAACUCCAACGGCCAAGGCCACUUGGAAGGGACUCGCCGAGUCCUGGAUCCGCUACCUCGGCCCUCCGCAUCUCAUCAUCUCCGAUGGAGGGAACGAGUUCCGUGGAGCAUUUGAGCGCGGCGCGGAGCAGUCAGGCUGUCUGCAGCACAUAUGUGCUGCGGAAUCACCGUGGCAAAAUUCCAAAUCUGAACGUCACGGAGGUUGGUUAAAACGACGACUGCAGCAAGAGAUUGACUCUGGAAGGUGUGCCUUUGGCUCGCUGGAAGAACUCGAUCUCUUCUUGUCUACUUUGACAUCCACCAAAAACAGGUGGUAUAAUCAGGGGGGCCACACCCCUGUGCAACUCGUCUUCGGGGAACUUCCACGUAUCCCAGGGGAACUCUUGGGCGACCAUCCCGGAGGUCUUGUUCCAUUGGUCGACGCCUACCACGACCCUUCUGGAAAUGACGAGAUUGGGGAAGAGUUCAGGAGGCGAAAUGCCGUCCGAGAAAGAGCCAAGCAGCUGGCCAUGGAGAGCUCCUCCAAGGAGGCUAUCACCAAGGCCCUGAAGACGAGUACUUCGCCGAGUCGAAAGUGGACAUUGGGCCAGUGGGUCUACGUCUAUCGGAGAGCCAAGGCAGGGGAUGGACUUCAUCCCACUUCCCGCUGGGUUGGUCCUGGACUGAUCAUCAUGCAGGGCCAGGGCAUUAUAUGGGUCGCCAUGCGGACCAGAUUGUGGCGGUGCACCUCAGAGCAGCUACGACCAGCCUUCCCUUCCGAAGUCCUCGGGUCUCAGCUCAGCUCCGACCCCAGCCUGUCUGACUUACUGCGCAAGGUGACCGCAAACACACGGGCAGGAGCGGUGGACGUUGCUAAGGAGGGCCCUCCACCAGGCGAGGCCGAGCAGUGUGACCCAGUUCAGAGGAUCGAGAUCGAGGAGAGACCGAUCGAGGGAGGACCUGAGACCGGUGUGCCCUUGUCUAUGCGUCUCCCGCCAGGUGAGGUACCUCAAGGACCACAACCUCCAAUCACCAUCCCACCGGGACUGAUCGGUCCAGCUCCUUCUGAUCCUGCCCCCGGGCUCCAACCAAUGGUUGCUCCGGAGCACUUGCGAGCCUCUCAGAACAGUUCCAGGCGUUCUUCAGUGGAGGAGCCAGCGCAGGAGCCAGACGGACGAGAAGAGUUGCCGGUGAUUCCAGAGGAACCUCCCGGACUUCCAUCAGCGUCGGGGGCCGCUGCAUCAGAUUCUCCUCCAAGCAAAGUGGCAAGGACAACCGAAAGUACCAGAGCUCCAGGAACUCCUAUUCAACGACUACUACAGCGAGUCCGUCGAGACUAUGGGCCUCCGGAGACGAGCUCCACUCAGGCCAAUGCCAGCGAAUCCGGAAGCCGUGAACAUUCUCGUUCUCCACGACGUCCAGAAGAUCGAGAAGACGGAGAGCUGUGGUCCUGGUUUCAUGUGGGCCAGUCUGGAGAGCUAAACCUGCUGGCCAAGCGGAGCGAUGAGAUAUCGCUUAAGGAGCUCACGGACGAGGAGCGGAAGCUGUUCGAGGGGUCCGACCGACUUGAGUGGGAAGCGAUCCUCAAGACGAAGGCGGUCAGGGUCCUUACGGGCGAGGAGGCGGCAGCGGUGAGGAAGAAAUGGGGAGACAGAAUCCUCUCAUCACGUAUGGUGCGCCGACGUAAGCCACUGGACCAGGAAAAUCGAUGGAAGCCCAAGUCGAGAUGGUGCCUGGGAGGACACACGGAUCCCGACACGGGGUCCCUGGUGACCUUUGCCCCGACCCCACAAGGAGAGGGGAUGAUGGCCUUCAUGCAGACGAGCUUGAACCUGGGACAUCGGUUCGUCUUCUCAGAUGUGAAGAACGCUUUCUGUCAAUCCAAUCGAUUGAAGCGUCCUGGCGGCCCUCUCUUCGCCGAGCCUUGCUCAGGACUGAAUCUCCCGGAAGGGGCGAUCAUAGCCAUCGACAUCCCCGUCUACGGCCUCGACGACGCUCCCGCGGCGUGGAGGCGGACAGUCGUGGAGCAUCUCACGGAGGGCAUGGGCUACGUGAGAAAUCUCGUUGAGCCCUGUUGGUUCAUGAAGUUCGAGGCCUGCAAGGAAACCGGGGAGACGCAGAACGUCUCCCAGAUCCUUCUGGAAGUGGACGACUUCAUCGUCACGGCGCGGGAGUCGCACGAGAAGGAGAUCGAGGCCGGGCUGAAGAGUCGCUUUGACUUUGGGAAGUGGCAGGCGGGCAGUGCUGAGUACGCUGGGCGUCGCGUCCGCCACCUAGGAGACCGAGUUCUUGUAGACCAAGGGAAAUACAUCCGAGAGCAGAUCCGACCCAUUGCUCUGGAGAAGUCCCGCAAGCAAGACAAGAAAGCAACCCUCAACCAGCUCGAGUUCGAAGCCCUAAGGUCAGCCAUCUACAAGAUCAACUGGGUGGCCAAAGAGAGCCGACCAGAGAUGGCCGGGCUGGCAUCCAUUAUGGCAUCGAGACUCAAGGUGGCCACCAUCGACGACGUUCUCACCCUCAACAAGUGUGUGAAUCAUCUUCAUAACACCUCAGAGAGGAGCAUCACCUUAUGGAAGAUGGAUCCAAGGGAGCUGUGCUUCGUGGUGGUCACUGACGCCGGAGGGAUCACCACUCGUGAAGGAGAGGUCGACGAAGCCGGUCUGCCCAUUGAUGCCACCCAAGGAGCCUGGGCUGUGAUUGCCACGGAGCGACUUCCAGUCGGGCGUGAGCGCAUCAGAGGGUCCAUCCUGGCCUGGAGAUCAAGCAAGCUCAAACGUAAAGUGUACUCGAGUUUUGGCGGGGAAGUUCAAGCCAUGCUGCAGGGCGUCAACGAAGUCGAUUGGCUGCAGAUCAUGAUCCGCGACGCGGUGUUUCAUGACGUCGAGCUUCGCAGCUGGCGAAAUAGCCUUUCCCCUCACAUGUUGGUGUUGAGAGGAGACUGCCGAUUGCACGAGCGUCAACAGCAGUGCUCCGUCACCGACGCCAAGUCCUUGUACGACUGCUUGCUGAAGGAGAACCCCCAGGGCCGGCAAGAUCGCAAGGCAGCUUUGGAACUCGCCAUCGUCGUGAAGGACCUGCAGGAGACCAAGUCAAUGGUGAGAUGGUCACCCCACCAAAAGAACCUCGUCGACAGUUUGACCAAGCUUGAUCCCCUGAAGGGGAACGGUGCCAUGGAUGAGUUCCUGAAGCAGGGCACUCUUUCACUAGUGGAUGUCAAAGAGGAGCUCGAAAACCGAGCUACUGAUCCCAAGUUCCGACGACGCAGCCACGCUGCGGCGGUAGCGCGGCUGAUAGAUGAGCACCGAUCAGACUACUUCGGACUCUGGUCAACUAUAAUUUGGGGGAACUGUGAAGCUUUAGCUGCUGAUUUGCAUAGGCAUCAUUCUGAGUAUUGA
Symbiodinium sp. CCMP2456 is the source of this 8574-nucleotide messenger RNA. NCBI's taxonomy places the organism in Eukaryota, Dinophyceae, Suessiales, Symbiodiniaceae. The record is from the annotation of a GenBank genome assembly.